GUGGGAGCCCCGGCCCCGCGCGGCUCCCUCCAGGCGCCCCGCGCCCUCCUUCCUUCCUUCGCCCGGACGGACGCACUUCCGGCGGAUGUUGGGGGGGCCAGCCCGGAAACGGAAGUGAGCGGCGGGGCCGGUUGACCGUCAAGGGGAGAACGUCUGUACGCCGAGCGAGUCGAAGAUGAAUGCCAGAGGACUUGGAUCUCAGCUAAAGGACAGUAUUCCAGUUACUGAGCUGUCGGCAAGUGGACCUUUUGAAAGUCAAGAUCUUCUUCGAAAAGGUUUCUCUUGUGUGAAAAAUGAACUUCUACCCAGUCAUCCUCUUGAAUUAUCAGAAAAAAAUUUCCAGCUCAACCAAGAUAAGAUGAACUUCUCCACAUUGAGAAACAUCCAGGGUCUUUUUGCACCACUAAAACUGCAGAUGGAAUUCAAGGCAGUGCAGCAGGUUCAGCGUCUUCCGUUUCUUCCAAGCUCAAACCUUUCACUGGAUAUUUUGAGGGGUAAUGAUGAGACUAUUGGAUUUGAAGAUAUUCUUAAUGACCCAUCACAAAGUGAACUAAUGGGAGAACCGCAUUUGAUGGUUGAAUAUAAACUUGGCUUACUGUAAUGCCGUGUGCUGUUCAUGGAAGUGGAGGGGCUGCGUCUUGUUUAUAGUUGUCUUUUUCCUAUAAUUUGAUGUGCACAACAUUAAAAGUACUGAUACAUGAGAAGUGUUGCCUAAACAUCUCAUCAUUUGAAAUUAUUUGGGUCAUUGCUUUAUGUGAUAAUUAAAAGCACUCAAGGGAGUUGGUUUUAAAACUUCUUAUUUAUAUGAAAACAGCUUUCUAGGUCUUUAAAGAAAUGUUACUAAUUAGUAUUAUAAAACUAUGCACAGGUUCCAAAUCAGCCUAUUUUCUAGUUAUUCCAUAAAUUUAAUUUUGAGUAGUUUUGAGCCUGCAACCUUUAUAAUUGCAUCUUUUAGAAUAAACAUCUAUAAUUGAUUUCAGGGGCAACAUUUCAAAGUAAGGACAGAACAAGACUAUUAGAUUUUACCUUGUUUCAAUAUAGUCCAUUAAUACUCAAAAGAAUAAUGCUUGGUUUGUUGAUGCUACAUUAGAAUUAUAGGUAUAUUCUUUGAUUCUUUCAGGUUUUUUAUUUUGGUCUUAUCUUUAAACUGAAAACUUAAACACCCAGGAGAUAUCAGUUUUAAACUAUAGUAUUGCAUAGAUUUAUGUAUCACAAGAUGUUUAAAAACAUAAGAUCAUUCAUGUACAUAGACAUGCUAUCCGUGAACAAAUUCCGUGAUAGUUUGUUUAAAAAGAAAUCUUCCCUAUGGUGGUUUGUUCUUAAUGUAUUUUUUAUGAACCUAGUUUACAGAAAUUAAAGAUUAUCUGUUUCUCA
This is a messenger RNA of Capra hircus (goat), 1374 nucleotides long. It is a transcript of the gene POMP, whose product is annotated as proteasome maturation protein. The transcript has 6 exons. Gene Ontology annotation, cellular component: nucleus; cytoplasm. The record is from RefSeq and is a predicted model, not a curated record. NCBI's taxonomy places the organism in Eukaryota, Metazoa, Chordata, Mammalia, Artiodactyla, Bovidae. Gene Ontology annotation, biological process: proteasome assembly. The coding region runs from base 176 to 601 and encodes 141 amino acids.